Molecule: messenger RNA, 318 nt
Organism: Protopolystoma xenopodis
Lineage: Eukaryota; Metazoa; Platyhelminthes; Monogenea; Polystomatidea; Polystomatidae
Source: the annotation of a GenBank genome assembly
AUGUUGACAGCAGUGACCAAGCAGAACCGCCUAAAUGUGCUGCCUGCAGACUCUGCAUUGAUACGACCUGGUUGCCAGGACCUGGACAGAGUACAGCAGACGCCCUAUUGCUGCGCUGUUCUUCGGGCCUUCCAAGAAGAUCUGGCAAUGCGUCUGAACCUGGUCGUUCAGUCCGUUGAGCCCAUCUACUCGAAUCGUGCUGGCACGUGUCCUCUUCUGCGGUUGAGCUUGGCUUUGAUCUGUAACAUGAAGUCUUUUGAUCGGACUCAUGUUAUCAAUGCUUUCUCGUCCACUCUUGUUCACUAUCGGCACAAGUGA